This is a messenger RNA of Paralichthys olivaceus (Japanese flounder), 2364 nucleotides long. RefSeq lists its product as uncharacterized. Lineage: Eukaryota; Metazoa; Chordata; Actinopteri; Pleuronectiformes; Paralichthyidae. The record is from RefSeq and is a predicted model, not a curated record. Gene Ontology annotation, molecular function: zinc ion binding.
UGGAGUGCAGGAACAGAAAGUAUAAAGUUUUCAGUUUUGACACUUUAAUUUGUCUCCAAAUGUUUGCAUAACCCCUGCAAGAGAAAAGAGAGGAAUGUGAGCAGGAAGUGGAGGAAACUGCUGGGAUCUGGAAGUACUCAGGGUGGGUGGAAGAAGUCGUCUCUGAGCCACAACAAAGAGUGAAAAUGGGCAGUGACUACCAACUACUGUCUACAGCUGGAUCCUGCAGGAGUUUAUCCAUCGAAACACCGGAGUGCUUUAUAUGCCGGGAUGUUGAACUUCAAGCCAGUGACCCUUUGAGGAAUUUCUGUGACUGCAAAAAUCUACUUGCCCACCAUGCCUGUCUGUCCACGUGGAUCCAGAGGGGAUAUGGGAAUGAAGACAGACUGCGAUGUAUCAUCUGCAAGGCCAAGUACCAGCUCCAGUGGAGUUCUCCAUGGCGCUCGGUGAGCUUCCGGUGGCAGACGUGGCUUGUGCUGAUCACAGCGUUUGUUUUGCUGGGUCUGGUGCCGUAUGUCGUUCACUGCAUGAUGACCGUCUUCACCAGCCCUCCACCUCCCAGCACCUUUAAAGUGGCAGCAGCCUCUUUUGGUCUGCUGACAGAGAUCCUGCUCAUCAAGUGUCUGUCAAGCUACCUCAGCAGUCGUUACCGGCAGGCUGAGCAGAGCUCCUUCACAGUCCGGGCCAGGGGCUCUGAGGAAGACAGAGCGAGCCUGGGCCUUCGGGAUCAGUCCGAGGCCACUUCAGCAGCGGCAGGUCACGCUUCAUCAACGGCCGCACCCAGUCAAGUGGACGCGAGGAAAGUGGAUGUGUUGGAGAGUGGCUGUCUCAGCCUUUUCUAAACCACUCACAGGAGUUUACAAAGUAGAGAGCCAGAGUAAAUCCUUAGGGUAUUAGCUGUGUCUAACAGCCAUUCAAGGAAACACAUCAGUUUAUCAGUGUCAUUGAUGAAAUUUUACACUUUUGGAGCUAUUUAUAAAGUCUCAAAUGUUCUUGUUUUUCUCAAUGUCAAAACUUUGCACUUUAUUCAGUGAGUCUAUUCUCACAUAUUGCAAAUUGAAGAUAAGGCACAAAAUGCACGAGUGCUUGAGUGUGUUCAGGCUCAGAGAGGGAAAAAAGGGCUGAAAUCUCGCUUUCCUUAAUGAUGCCCACACAGAGACAAUGGGGCGCCGCUCUGAUUAGUGUCACCUGUCCUUGUGCAUCUCAUCAGCUCCAUUAUGGCUUCAUCUCCCAUGCUUCUUCUGCUAAUUGAAUAGCCUGUAAAGUGGUGACGAGGACGGGGGCGAGAGCAACGUCUGUCCCAGCGCUGCUGCAGAAAUGAGAGUAAAGCUUCCUAGUGAGACACGAGCUCCUAAAACAUAAACCAUUAUCAUACAGAUGGAGAAAGUGCCAACAAGUAGCCCUCAUGUUAUAUUACCAUCACAUUAUCAGUAUUUUCAUAUGGAACAGCUUUCAGUUUGCAUCUACUGUUUUGUGGGAGAUGCAAAGCUGCACUUUCUUUUCGUUAUAUCAGACAAGACGUUAAUUUUUGACGUAGCAGCAAGACGCUUACCAAUGUUUUUCAUGUUAUACUACUACAGAUAUAGAUAACAGUUCAAGUACAGAGAACUGGAAUAUUUGGUUAAAGCCUCUGCAUUUGUUGUUUGUCAACCAUAUCGUAUAUGUGAAAACCAAAAUCAAAACGUGACAUUGUCUAUUGACUCACAGCCACUGUAACUGAAGAUGUAAAUAUUUAAAAAUUAUCAUGAUAUAUUUUUUAGAAUUUCUCCAAGGCAAAACAUUUUCCCAAAAAUGCUGAGCACAAAUUCUUUAGUAAUGGUACGUCCUUUUUUCUAGGGGACUAUUUUCAGCCGUGGAUUCAUACACAUUUGCUGCACUAGCGAGUAUUUAUAUGCAGCGCCAUAUGACACAGGUGAUUAGACCACAUUCAUAUCUUUACCACUUUCUGUGUUCGCUGUAGUAAAGCUCCAUAUGUGUAUCGGCCACCACGGCCAACAAACUAAAUUCCAAUUGAUCGUAUGAAUCAACUUUAACAAGGCACUCAAGAAGAAGAUAAACUGAGUCCAGCUCCAAAAAUGUUACAUCCUACAUUAACUAAUAUGCAAACAAUAGCUUCUUUAUUGGCCCUUCAUGCUCAGUAAGUAGUUGUUUGUGCCACAAGCUUUUUGUUAUGAAUCUGGAAUCUACAUGUAGACAUCUCCUCCACUUUAUACAAAGUCUGUGCUGUAAAUAACUGUGUAACUCUGUAAAUACAUUUCAGUAGGGAACAUUUCUGUAUAUUAAACAUGUUGAAUAAUCAAAGGCUGUGAUACUAUAAACCAUCAAUAACUUUGCUAUUCAAAAAGUUUGGAAACAAAUAAAAAG